GCCGCUACAGAAGGCAUCGCAGGGUGUGAGAAGUCAGCACCAUGGCAGGGGCCUCUGUGAAAGUAGCGGUCCGGGUCCGCCCUUUCAAUUCGAGAGAGAUCGGAAAAGAAAGUAAAUGCAUCAUUCAGAUGUCUGGAAACACCACCACCAUCAUCAACCCCAAGCAGGCCAAAGACAACAAGAGCUUCAACUUUGAUUACUCCUACUGGUCCCACACCUCGCCCGAGGACGUCAACUAUGCGUCCCAGAUGCGAGUGUAUAAAGACAUCGGGGAGGAAAUGUUGCUUCACGCCUUCGAAGGCUACAACGUCUGCAUCUUUGCUUACGGUCAGACUGGAGCCGGCAAGUCCUACACCAUGAUGGGGAAACAGGAUGUCAAGGACCAGGAAGGAAUCAUCCCCUUGCUGUGUGAAGAUCUAUUUACCAAGAUCAACGAUAACACAGACAACAGCAUGUCCUACUCUGUGGAGGUCAGCUACAUGGAAAUCUACUGUGAGCGAGUGCGGGACCUGCUGAACCCCAAAAACAAGGGGAACCUGCGCGUGCGAGAGCACCCUCUGAUGGGGCCGUACGUGGAGGACUUGUCCAAGCUGGCCGUCACCUCCUACAACGACAUCCAGGACCUGAUGGACUCUGGCAACAAGGCCAGGACCGUCGCUGCCACCAACAUGAACGAGACGAGCAGUCGCUCACACGCUGUCUUCAACAUCAUCUUCACCCAGAAACGCCACGACGCAGAGACGGACAACACGUCUGAAAAGGUCAGCAAAAUCAGUUUAGUGGAUCUGGCUGGCAGCGAGAGGGCGGACUCUACUGGAGCCAAGGGGACCAGGCUCAAGGAAGGAGCAAAUAUCAACAAAUCUCUAACCACGCUGGGAAAAGUCAUCUCUGCUUUAGCAGAAGUGGACUCUGGGCCUAAUAAGAAUAAAAAGAAGAAGAAAGUGGAAAGCUUCAUCCCCUACAGAGAUUCAGUUCUAACUUGGCUCCUGAGAGAAAAUCUGGGGGGUAACUCCAGGACCGCCAUGGUAGCCGCUCUGAGCCCCGCCGACAUCAACUACGACGAGACCCUCAGCACACUCAGGUACGCGGACCGUGCCAAGCAGAUCCGCUGCAACGCCGUCAUCAACGAGGAUCCCAACAACCGACUGGUGCGCGAGCUGAAGGAGGAGGUGUCUCGCCUGAAGGAUCUCCUCUAUGCCCAGGGCCUGGGCGACAUUAUUGAGACAUAUCGAGUGUCCGCUGCAGAUAUAGAGGGUUUGAAAUACCUAUCCGAUUACAAGAACAAUAACAAUAAAGGCCAAGCUGUGAAUCAAAGGGAUGAUCUCUCCACAGUGACCAACGCCAUGACGGGGAUGAGCCCCUCUCCGUCUCUCUCAGCACUGUCCAGUCGUGCCGGGUCUAUUGCCAGUCUGCACGACCGCAUCAUGUUCAGCCCGGGCAGCGAGGAGGCCAUCGAGAGGCUGAAGGAAACAGAAAAAAUCAUUGCAGAGCUCAAUGAGACAUGGGAAGAGAAGCUUCGCAGAACUGAGGCCAUUCGAAUGGAACGAGAGGCGCUGCUGGCAGAAAUGGGCGUCGCCAUGCGAGAAGACGGUGGCACAGUUGGUGUGUUUUCUCCUAAGAAGACUCCUCAUUUGGUGAACCUCAACGAGGAUCCUCUGAUGUCCGAGUGCCUGCUCUACUACAUUAAAGAUGGAAUCACCAGGGUGGGUCGCUUGGAUGCCAGCAGCCGACAGGACAUCGUCCUCAGUGGCCACUUCAUCAAGGACGAGCACUGCACUUUCACCAGCUCCACGGGUCCAACAGGGGAAACGGUCGUCCUCGAGCCCUGUGAGGGAGCCGAGACGUACGUCAAUGGGAAGAGAGUGACAGAGCCCACCAUCCUCAAAUCAGGAAACCGCAUCAUCCUGGGGAAGAGCCACGUCUUCCGGUUCAACCACCCGGUGCAGGCCAGGGCGGAGCGGGAGAGGACCCCCUGUGCCGAGACCCCCGCUGAGCCUGUGGACUGGGCGUUUGCUCAGAGGGAGCUGCUGGAGAAGCAGGGCAUCGACAUGAAGCAAGAAAUGGAGCAGAGGCUGCAGGAGUUGGAGGAUCAGUAUCGUAAAGAGAGAGAAGAGGCCAACAACCUCCUGGAGCAGCAGAGACUGGACUAUGAGAGCAAGCUGGAGGCUCUUCAGAAGCAGGUCGAUCGCUAUUACCCAGAGGCCGCCGAAGAAGAGGAGGAACCAGAAGAGGAAGUGCAGUGGACGGAGAGGGAGAGGGAGCUGGCUGUGUGGAGCUCUCGAAAGUGGAGGUGCUACCAGUUCACGUCGCUCCGCGACCUGCUGUGGGGAAACGCCAUCUUCCUGAAGGAGGCCAACGCCAUCAGUGUGGAACUCAAGAAGAAGGUCCAGUUCCAGUUUGUGUUGUUGACAGACACCCUCUAUUCCCCUCUGCCUCCUGACCUUUUGCCCCCGGAGGCAACUAAGGACAUAGAGAAGCGGCAUUUCCCGAGAACCAUUGUAGCCGUGGAAGUUCAAGAUCAGAAGAAUGGAGCUACUCACUACUGGACUUUAGAAAAACUAAGGCAGAGGCUGGAUCUCAUGAGGGAGAUGUACGAUCGCGCUGCCGACGUGCCGAACAGCACCGCAGAGGAGGGUGAAAACGUGAUGACGGGAGGCGACCCCUUUUAUGAUCGCUUCCCCUGGUUCCGCCUGGUCGGCAGAAACCCCAUUUUCAACACAUGCAUGAGCGAGCGCAUGAGUGACCCUACCCCAUCCCCGACCCUUUCCACCUCUGAAAUUACUGAGCUGGCUGACUCGCAGCGGGAGGGUCGAGGGGAGGAGGAGUUGGAGGAGUUGGAGGACCUGGACGAUGAUAUCUUUUUGGACGACCCGUGCGCGGAGCUCGGGGGAGAGGAUGAUGAUGUUGAUGAUGAUGAUGAUGAUGAUGAUGAUGAGGGCGAGCUCUGCCGAGGCUCCAGCGAAGGCCAAGACCCCUUUUACGACCGCUCACCAUUAUUCAGUGUAGUGGGAAGGGCUUUUGUGUAUCUGAGCAAUCUGCUGUACCCGGUUCCCCUCGUGCACCGUGUGGCCAUCGUCAGUGAGAAGGGAGAAGUGAAGGGCUUCCUCCGCGUGGCGGUGCAGGCGAUAUCAGCCGAUGAGGAAGCGCCCGACUACGGCUCGGGAGUGAGGCAGUCAGGAACCGCCAAAAUCUCUUUUGAGGAUCAGCAGUACGAAAAGUUCCAGUCGGAGUCCUGCUCUGUGGGACUGUCCCGCACAGGGAUCUCUCAGGAGGAGCUUCGCAUUGUGGAGGGAGAAGGCCAGAAUGCAGAAAUGGGGCCGUCAGCCGACGAAGUCAACAACAACACAUCCGGCGGAGAGGAGCAGGAGGCCCCGCUGAAGGCCGGCCUGGAGGGCGCAUUGGAAGCGACCCUGGAGCACCUGAAGAUCGGGAAUAUCUUCACCUUCAGGGUGACGGUGCUGCAGGCUUCCAGCAUAUCUGCAGAAUACGCUGAUAUCUUCUGCCAGUUCAAUUUCAUUCACCGGCACGAUGAAGCCUUUUCCACCGAGCCUCUUAAAAACACCGGCCGCGGCCCACCUCUCGGCUUCUACCACGUCCAGAAUAUUGCUGUCGAAGUGACCAAGUCCUUCGUGGACUACAUCAAGACUCAGCCGAUCGUGUUUGAGGUGUUCGGACAUUAUCAGAAACAGCCUUUCCUUCCACUCUGUAAAGACGUCAUGAGCCCGCUUCGCCCCUGCAGAAGACAGUUCCCCCGAGUGAUGCCUCUGUCCAAGCCAGUUCCUGCCACCAAGCUGACCGCCGUCACUCGUCCGCAGGCAGGACCCUGCCACUGCAAAUACGAUCUCAUGGUUUUCUUUGAGAUCUGUGAGCUGGAGGCCAACGGAGAUUACAUCCCUGCCGUGGUGGACCACAGAGGAGGGAUGCCGUGCCACGGCACAUUCCUGCUGCACCAGGGCCUCCAGAGGAGAAUCACUGUUACCAUUGUACAUGAGUCUGUGGAUGAUCUGGAGUGGAAGGAGGUCCGUGAGCUCGUUGUCGGACGGCUGCGUAACACCCCGGAGGCUGACGAGACCAUCAUCGACCCCAAUAUUCUGUCUCUGAACAUCCUGUCUGCUGGCUAUGUCCGGCCCAUGCCGGACGACAGACAGUUUCUUGAUUCGGACAUGCCUAGCAUUUCCCUGGGAGUUGACCAUAGGACUUUCUACCGCUUUGAGGCAGCUUGGGACAGCUCCAUGCACAACUCCCUGCUCCUCAAUCGAGUGACUCCAUACGGGGAGAAGAUCUACUUGACCCUUUCGGCAUACCUGGAUAUGGAGAGUUGCACGCAGCCUGCAGUCAUAACCAAAGACAUCUGCAUGGUGUUUUACUCCAGAGACACAAAGCUCUCAGCGUCCCGGUCAAUCCGCAACCUGUUCGGCACAGGGAGCUUCAGAGCGGCCGAUGGAAACCGUGUGACCGGAGUCUAUGAAGUCACUUUGUGUAACCCGGCAGACGCGGGAAGCCCAGGCAUGCAGAGAAGGCGCAGACGGGUGCUGGACACCUCUGUGGCUUACGUCCGUGGCGAGGAAAACCUGGCCGGGUGGAGGCCCCGCAGUGACAGCCUCAUCUUAGACCACCAGUGGGAGCUGGAGAAACUCAGCCUCCUCCAGGAUGUGGAGAAGACCAAGCAUUACCUCCUGCUGAGGGAGAAGCUGGAGUCCACCCUACUGCUGGGGCAGGAGGCUCUUCAGUCCUGUGUCCCUGAGGAGCUGAACGAGUCUCCUCAACCCUCUGAGGUCGAGCAGGAGCUCAGCUCCACAAAUGAAAUCACCACUGAGAGGCAGAGGGAGCUCGCCGCCAAGUGUUUGCGACUCCUCCUUCACUCUUUCAAUAGAGAAUACAGCCAUGUGUGUGUCAGCGCCAGCGAAAGCAAGAUCUCCGAGAUGUCUGUCACAACGCUGAGAGACUCACCUUCAAUCUGUGCUCUUAACACAAUCACACCCUCGUCAACAUGCCCCUCGCUGGUUGAGGGUUGCUAUAGCAACGCUGAGCUCAGACCACCUAUGCCUCGUUCUCGAGCCAUCAGCCCAAAUCCAGACACACCGCAGGACGCCGAGGCCAAGAAGUCCAUCAACGGUGCGCCUGAGACCAAACCACGGACUCGCAAGUUUGUCCCCGACAUCCAGGAGAUCAGAGUUAGCCCCAUCGUGUCAAAGAAGGGUUACAUACAUUUCUUGGAGCCGCACACCAACGGCUGGGUGAAGCGCUUCGUCGUCGUGCGGCGGCCGUACGUCUACAUCUACAACACGGAAAGAGACGCGGUGGAGCGGGCGAUCCUCAACCUGUCCUCUGCUCAGGUGGAGUACAGCGAGGACCAGCAAGCCAUGCUCAAGACGCCCAACACGUUCGCCGUGUGCACGGAGCACCGUGGGAUCCUGCUUCAGGCCGCCAACGACAAAGAGAUGCACGACUGGCUCUAUGCCUUCAAUCCUCUCCUCGCUGGAACAAUCAGGUCAAAGCUGUCGAGAAGACGAGCUGGACAGAUGAGGAUCUGAAACAAGACUCUGAGCAGAUCUCACCAGAGAGAGCAAAAACUAAGGUGUACAUAGAUCUUUGUGCUGAGCCCCGCUCCCCACUACCACAG
Messenger RNA from Salarias fasciatus (jewelled blenny), 5623 nucleotides. RefSeq names its product kinesin family member 1Aa (gene kif1aa). The record is from RefSeq and is a predicted model, not a curated record. The coding region runs from base 42 to 5534 and encodes 1830 amino acids. The transcript is spliced from 50 exons. Gene Ontology annotation, molecular function: microtubule motor activity; ATP binding; microtubule binding. Gene Ontology annotation, biological process: microtubule-based movement. Lineage: Eukaryota; Metazoa; Chordata; Actinopteri; Blenniiformes; Blenniidae.